AUGGAAGUGAAGAGAGACAUUCGUCUUCUUCAAUUGUAUAAAGCAGCGACUUCUACUUUACUUCACUUGAUCAUAGUCAAUUUGAUUGAUACAGGAUAUUUAUUAGAAGUCGUGGAAAAAAAAAUUGAUAAACUUAUUUGUUAUGGUUUUUAUUAUUUUCAUCUAUAUAUUUCAAUGAUAAUUGAAACUCGAGAAAGUCUCCUUCAUUCUUUUGAACGUCGUCCUCCUCGUCGUCGGCAUCAUACAUUAGAUAAUGCAACAUUAGAUCAAUUUAAUUUUAUUUGUGUACCAUUAAAUCUCGACGAGGCACCAAAUAAUUCAUUAUCAUCUCAUUAUAAUUUAACUAGUACAUCUUCAAACAAUUUUUUAAAUUUAAAACCAAUAAGAUUAUCAUCACCUACACGUCGUGUUCGUUUUAAACUUGAUGAAAAUGAUAAAAAUGGAGAUAAUGAUAAUAAUGAUGAACAUAUACAUUCAUCAGAUAUUGUUCGAUUUCCAAAGGAUUAUUCAAUUCAUCGUGUUGAAUUUCAAAUUCCAAUGCAUACUGAUAUCAAUCCAUGGUUAAAUAUUGACUGUUCAUCUGCAUUGUCUACAUUAGCUAAAACACGUUCAUUAACAUCACAAAAAAUUGAUAUCAGUUAUAAUAAUAACAAUAAUAAUGCAACGUAUCAACAAACCAUAAUACCAUCCAUCAAUUCUCCAAUAUUAUCGACUAUCGAUUGUAACAAAACUCAAACACAGUGGUACAAAGAUAUGUAUUGUCAAAUACAUAAAUUACCUGAAAAUAAAAAAGAUGUCCUUCUUGUCAAAUUACCUCAUACACCUUCUCGAUAUCAAGAAUAUUAUCAGAACCAAGACGAACAACAAAAUCCAUAUAAACCAACAUAUACAUUUCCUGAAGAAUUUGACGGUAAUUUAGAACGUAUGGAAGAUUAUAUGCGAAAAGCAGCUUUGCAAAAUAUCGAUGACGAUUAUCGGCACAUUUCGCUCUCACCUGUACGAACAUCAACUACAGCUGUGAAAGAUCAUAAAGUAAUACCAAAACGAGAUACAGAAAAAAAACUAACACGUUUUGAUGAUCAAUUAUCAUCACCUAUAAUGACAGGGUCAUCAAUAGAACGAGCUAAAUCAAGUAAUGAUGCUUCGCCAUCAUCUAUAAUGAUCAAUUCAAAACCGAAUACUAGCUAUCGAACAUCAUCAUCAAUAAUAGAUGAUGAACAAAAAUUAAUCUAUAAACGAAUAUUACGUGGUGGAGAUAUUCCAUCAGUUGGUUUACAAAAACUUUCUAUUAACAAUCGAGAUCGUCCUUUAAUUCUUACAAAUAAUUGUUCAUUAUCGCCGAAAUUAUUUGCUUAUUAUUCUAUACAUUGGGAACAAAAUCAAACGAAUCAGUCAAAUAAUCUAAUUGACAGUAAUAUGCGUUUUGAAAUAAAUUCAUGUUUAUAUUUUCAAAAUACGAAUGAUAAUGAAUUAGAACAAAUACGUCAAGAUGGUUGUGGAUAUAUUAUAACUUAUCCACCUCAUAUUCAUCCAACAGAUAAUUUACAAAUAUAUAAUUUUGAUCGUACAAAAAAUUUUCUUUUAACAUCAAAUGAUGUUUAUUCUGAUGACAAAAGAUUAAAUUAA
Molecule: messenger RNA, 1626 nt
Organism: Rotaria sordida
Lineage: Eukaryota; Metazoa; Rotifera; Eurotatoria; Philodinida; Philodinidae
Source: the annotation of a GenBank genome assembly